Molecule: messenger RNA, 2947 nt
Organism: Lemur catta (Ring-tailed lemur)
Lineage: Eukaryota; Metazoa; Chordata; Mammalia; Primates; Lemuridae
Gene: RELL1
Product: RELT like 1
Exons: 7
Coding region: 168-926 (252 amino acids)
Biological process (GO): positive regulation of p38MAPK cascade
Cellular component (GO): plasma membrane
Source: RefSeq, a predicted model, not a curated record
UGUAGGCUUGUAUGGCGUGUUGCUUCCUCAAUUCUUUCCAUCCUCCUCCCCCUCUACUAAAGGUAAACAGAAAACAAUCAUCACAAGAAAAAGGGAGGCGUUGGACAUUGUUUAAAAUUAUAUGACAGAGCCAAGAAGCUGGGUUUUGAAGGUGAAGCUCAUUUCGCAUGCAUGAUUGCCGGCUCACAGUCUUUGCAGACAACGGAGGCAGCCACACACUGCACUCCAGAACAGAGUCGACCCCGUCGCCCUCCAACAACACUGGGAACGGACACCCAGAGUAUAUCGCGUAUGCGCUCGUGCCUGUGUUCUUCAUCAUGGGCCUCUUUGGCUUCCUCAUCUGCCACCUGCUUAACAAGAAAGGCUAUCGCUGCACAACGGAAGCUGAGCAAGACAUCGAAGAGGAAAAGGUUGAAAAGAUAGAAUUGAACGAUAGUAUAAAUGAAAAUAGUGACACUGUUGGCCAAAUUGUCCAUUACAUCAUGAAAAAUGAAGCAAAUGCUGAUGUCUUACAGGCAAUGGUAGCAGAUAAUAGCGUGUGUGAUCCUGAAAGCCCCGUGACCCCCAGCACUCCCGGGAGCCCGCCCGUGAGUCCUGGGCCUUUGUCCCCAGGGGGGACUCCAGGGAAGCACGUGUGUGGCCACCAUCUGCACACUGUAGGUGGUGUGGUCGAGAGGGACGUGUGUCACCGGUGCAGGCACAAGCGGUGGCACUUCACAAAGCCCACCACCAAGUCCAGAGAGGGCCGCUCAAGGCGUCAAGGAGAGGUCACCGUCCUCUCUGUCGGCAGGUUUAGGGUUACGAAAGUGGAACACAAGUCACACCAGAAGGAGCGGAGAAGUUUGAUGUCUGCUGGCGGAACCGAAAGCAUCAACGGGGAGGUGCCGGCAACGCCUGUGAAGAGAGAACCGAGUGGCACAGAGUAGCAGCAGUGACUGUAUUUGAAGAGUUCUAAGAGACUGAAAACUUAGAAGACAUGAAGUUGCCUAGGGAAUAUUUUUAUACAUUUGAUACAGUGUCUAUCAUGGAAUCAGCAGGCAUGCGGAUACAACCUAAAAGUGAAUAUUAUUACUAUGCUGGAUAUAGAAUUCAGUUUGCUUUGAAAGACGUUUUGGUUUAAAAAGUCUGAUGAAAAAUUUAUUACAUUACCAGGGAAGGAAAAACUCAUUUUUUAUCUUCCCCACCACGCUUAGCUACCUGCCACUCCCCAGCCCCUGCCCUGGCCUUGGUGUCCACACUGCAGUUUUCCCGUUGUCAUCACUGUGGACAGUUUACCUGUUCCUGUACGGUGUGAGCUUAUGCUCAUGGGGUGUGUGUGUGUGUGUGUGUGUGUGUGUGUUUCUGUUCCCCAGUUCUUACAUCCCAUUUUGAUACUGGUUGUAAAAAGAUUGUCAUAAAUACAGUUUAGCUGUUAUAAAGGAUAAAAGAUGAACUUUCAGUGGUCAAAGGUCCUUGGAAAUAACCUAGUCCAGCCCUGAGAAACUGAUCCCCCCGGAGACUGUGGAGUCAGACGGGACCAGAUGCUGGAUUUUGGAUUCCUAGACCAAGAAUUCAGCAUCAGCUCCAGCUGUCAUGCCACUCCUAGGUCACGUCUAAAAUAUCGAGAGUUUUCUUUUUUUUUAGCUUGAGCUAAACAAUUCUUGUUUAGUUCACUGAUUAAAGGGGGAAAAUGGCUUAAAGUCACUAAAAAAAAAAAUAUUCUUGUUUUGACAACCCAAGGACAAAACACAAGAACCUACCUCUGGCAUGUUUUUCUUGGUGUACUUCCUGUUUUCCAUCUUAUAACUACUGCUCAUUAUUUAAAAGACUCUUAGUAGUUACUUUCCCUUUAGGCCUGGAAAACUCUAUUUCUUUUUUUAACUUUACAUUUUACAAAACACCUGAAAAAACCCAGAGGCAAAUAUAGUAAUUUAUUGUUGAUGGUGGGUCCCGUGAGCGCUGGGGAAGUCCUGGUACAGGGAAAUCUCCGAGACCCAUCUCCAUGUCAGUGUUGGGAGGUGCCUGGGGCACUUCUUUCAUUUCAAAGAGAAAAAGCACAUUUCUCAUUUGGCUUCCAAAAGAUGAUUUCCAUCAAAACAUACUUCAAAGUAUUUACUGUAAAUAUACUUAUUUGAUUCAGUUUCUGGCACCAAACUAAAAAUUUCUAACCUUUUAAAUGACUGGUGAAUUCAAUUUCAUGUGACUUUUUACUGACAACUUAUAAAUGGUAUAUGUGUAUACAUUCACAUACACAGUGGAAUAGAAGUCAGUGUGGAAAUCAAUUUCACUGAGGUCCAGAAAGUAGUAAGAGAGGGAUUUUAGGGGUGUAUAUUAGUGUAAAUAAUACAUGUGCAGUCUAGGCCAAUAGUUUUAAUAAAAAACAAACACGCAUAAUUUUUUGCUUUUAAAAUAUUAUGCCCUCAAAAUGGUGAGGGAUAAAAUGUAAGAUAUUCUUGAGCUUUAAACAUUUCUUAAUUUUAUUCAAGUCUGAGCACUUUUUUUAUAGCAAUACAACAGGCAAGAGAAUACUCAAAAAUAUUUAAAAUUGUAUUUAUACCAAGAGUACGUUUUAAGUAUUUUCUAAUACUUGAGCAGUUUUUGUCUGGCUGGCCUCCGAAUAUGCCAAAAGUUAAGCAUUCAUAUUUUCAACACAUAAGCUUUUUACUGGUUUAUACUUUGCUAUCAGAUGAGAAUUCAUAACUGUUCCCAGAGCAACUGAUGUUUACAGAUCUUGUGUUUUUCCUCCUCCUCUAUGAGGAUUGGGAUCCACAAUAAACCUUACAUAAAACACUAAUGAUGAACGGCUUUUUGUGUCAUAAAUGAGUUGGCUUACCACCCUGAUGUAAAAGUUUGUAAAGGAAAUUUUUCACCAUUUUGAGUGUCAAAUGUAUUUUUAACUGUCUGGUUUGUACUUUUAUGACUUUUGUACUACCAAAGCAGAGUUAAAAAAUAAAAAUGUUAAAGAGUG